This is a messenger RNA of Polychytrium aggregatum, 640 nucleotides long. RefSeq names its product ribosomal protein L21e-domain-containing protein. Lineage: Eukaryota; Fungi; Chytridiomycota; Chytridiomycetes; Polychytriales. The transcript has 5 exons. The record is from RefSeq and is a predicted model, not a curated record. Gene Ontology annotation, cellular component: ribosome; cytosolic large ribosomal subunit. Bases 94 to 576 code for a protein of 160 amino acids. Gene Ontology annotation, molecular function: structural constituent of ribosome. Gene Ontology annotation, biological process: translation.
CCCUUUUUUGUUCCUCCCUGGCUUCCGCAUAACCAACAUCGCCUUGGUUCGGAUCACCGUCAACGGUCACUCUAUCUCCACCAGUUUUUGAAGAUGCCUCACUCCUUUGGUCUCCGCGCUCGCACCCGUCACUUGUUCAAGCGUGACUUCCGCACUGGCGGCCCUAUCAAGCUGUCCACCUACCUUAUCACCUACAAGGUCGGCGACAUUGUUGAUAUCAAGGCCAACGGUGCUGUCCAGAAGGGCAUGCCCCACAAGUACUACCAGGGCAAGACUGGUGUCAUCUACAACGUCACCAAGAGCUCCGUCGGUGUCAUCAUCCACAAGCAGGUCGGCAACCGCUACAUGGAGAAGCGCGUUAACCUCCGCAUCGAGCACAUCAAGCACUCGAACUGCCGCCUCGACUUCCUGAAGCGUGUCAAGGAGAACGCUGCCAAGAAGGUCGCUGCUCGCCAGAACGGCACCACUGCUGUCGUCAAGCGCUCUCCUGUCCAGCCCCGCGCCGCUCACCACGUCUCGACCGUUGGCAACUUCCCCGAGACCCUCUCUCCCGUUCCCUACGAGACCCUUGUGUAAACAUGCAUGAUCAUGUGCGCCGCAAUAAAAACUGGUUUGAAGAACACGCUUCGUGAAUCCACCU